Molecule: messenger RNA, 1555 nt
Organism: Cydia splendana
Lineage: Eukaryota; Metazoa; Arthropoda; Insecta; Lepidoptera; Tortricidae
Product: juvenile hormone epoxide hydrolase-like
Exons: 9
Coding region: 132-1535 (467 amino acids)
Biological process (GO): epoxide metabolic process
Molecular function (GO): epoxide hydrolase activity
Source: RefSeq, a predicted model, not a curated record
CAAGUACGUGAACCUCCUAGGAAAUACCGAGCUGCCUGAUGGUGGUCACUUCAUCGCGCUGGAGAAGCCUGAUGUGUUCAGCCAAGAUGUGUUUAAGGCUGUGAAGGAGUUUGUGAAACAUCGAGAAGGCAAUGUCGCGUUGCUGGUCAUGUCUCCUCAUCACGCCACUCGUACUAAUCGGCCUAGUCUCAUUCUACUUCGUCUAUGUGUUCUACUUGAUGAGUCCACCUCCCCUACCGACCUUGGAUCUUGAGGAGUGGUGGGGACCGACGGAGUCGAGGGUGCAGGAUACCAGUGUCAGGCCGUUUACGAUUCGUUUUGAGGAUGCGAUGAUAAAAGACCUUAAGCACCGUCUCAAGAACCACCGCCCCUGGACCCCUGGUCUCCAAGGCGUCGGGUUCCAAUACGGAUUCAACCAUGAUCAGUUGCCAGGCUGGAUAAACUACUGGGCAGAACAGUACAAUUUUACUGAACGAGAGAAGUUUCUGAAUCAGUUCCCGCAAUACAAAACCAAUAUACAGGGGCUGGAUGUACACUUCAUCAGAGUUAAGCCUAAGGUUCCAGAGGGCACAGAGACAGUUCCAAUGCUGUUCAUGCACGGCUGGCCAGGAUCAGUCAGGGAGUUCUACGAGGCACUGCCUCUCCUGACUGCCACCAGCAAGGACCGGGACUUCGCCAUCGAAGCCAUCAUACCCAGCUUGCCCGGUUAUGGCUUUUCUGAUGCUUCAGUAAGGCCAGGGCUAGGAGCAGCUCAGGUCGCUAUAGUGCUGCGUAACCUGAUGAGGAGGCUGGGUUUCAAGACCUUCUACAUCCAGGGCGGGGAUUGGGGCGCCUUCAUCGGAGCGGAGAUGGCCACUAUUUUUCCCGAGGAAAUUCUUGGCUUCCACAACAACCUGCCAGUAGCCUCAUCAUCCAAAGCCAAUCUGCUGACACUUCUGGGCUCCUUGUAUCCUCCUCUGAUCGUGGACUCCCAUCUUCAGGACCGCAUGUAUCCCCUUUCUAAAGCAAUUGCGUAUCAGCUUCAGGAGUUCGGGUACUCGCAUAUACAGGCCACGAAGCCUGAUACUUUGGGAGUAGGCCUCUCAGACUCACCCACCGGCCUCCUGGCCUACAUCCUCGAGAAGUUCUCCACCUGGACUCUUACCGAGUACCGCGACGAGUCCGACGGAGGCCUCGGCAUGUGGGACAAGGAUAAACUGCUGGAUAAUAUCAUGCUGUACUGGUCCAGUGGGUGCAUCACGAGUUCCAUGAGGUUCUAUGCUGAAAACAAUAAUCUUACGUAUUGGUCUUUGGGGCUUAGCGAAAUCCCCACACCGGUGCCCAUGUGGGGUCUGCAUGCUAAGAACGAGCUCGCGUACCAACCACCUGCCGUUCUGAGAUUCAAAUAUCCCAACUUGCUCCGCACUAAUCCGCUUGAGGUCGGAGGCCACUUCAUCGCCUUGGAGUUACCCGAGCUGUUCGCGAAAGAUGUCCUCAGAGCGGUGGCUGAAUUCCGAUCAUUGAGAUUAGCGCGUCCUUUCAAACAUGAACUGUAAACAACUGGCUUAGGACCACU